Psilocybe cubensis is the source of this 2304-nucleotide messenger RNA. RefSeq lists its product as uncharacterized. Lineage: Eukaryota; Fungi; Basidiomycota; Agaricomycetes; Agaricales; Agrocybaceae. Gene Ontology annotation, biological process: actin filament organization; cell motility. The transcript has 13 exons. Bases 1 to 2304 code for a protein of 767 amino acids. The record is from RefSeq and is a predicted model, not a curated record. Gene Ontology annotation, cellular component: plasma membrane.
AUGUCGACCUCAGGUCAGAAUCCAUCCGGAGCUCGAGGUUCAUCGGGUCCUUCGACUUCAGGAAAUGGCACCCAGGCAAAAUCUGGCGCAUUGGUACCCACAAAUAAUGUUACAACCGGUGAUGGCAUGACUGUUCGAACUCGUAUCGAUCCAACCCUUACAGUGGACGAUGUCAUGAAACAACUCUGUAUUAACUUGAAGAUCAAGGAACCAUACCAAAACUUCGCAUUAAGGGAUGAUAUGGAUGAAUUGGUGACAAAUGAUAACCUGAGAAAGAAGAUCAAGAACAAAGUCAAUCUGAAACUCGUUAACGCGCCUGCAAGAGAGGCAAGAGAAACAGCGGAGAAGCUUUCUAACAAGAACGACAAAACCCUCAGGCUAACAUUGUUUUCGUUGCAAAAGUUCAUUCGUGAAGAAGCCUUCGCCCGUGAAUUUUUGGACCAUAAUGGCCUAAGAGAGCUAGUCGAUGUCAUAUUCACCACCACAGGAAAUACGCUUGCAUACGCACUCACAGCAAUGCAAAACCUAAUGGAUUUAGAAUACGGUUGGGCAAACCUUUCCGAUAAAUUCAUAUUAAGAGUUGUGGAAAUUCUGUCGUCUCCGCAGUCUUUGAUAAAUGUAUGUAGGCCAGCGACUGCUAUUUUGAAGAAGUUGGUGGAAGCCGAUCCUAGCAACGUUCCUGGAACACAACAAGCAGGAUCAAGUCGAGGUCCACCAGUGCCUCAACCCGGUUCUGUUUAUCGAUAUGGAUUUCAGGUGGUCUUCGAACAAAUGCGAAAGGAACGCGGCCUGCUUGAGACUGUUGUUAACCGCUUGGGGAGUGCGGAUAUGGCUAUGGCUCAAUAUAGUAUGAUGCUUAUUAAUUCGCUUGUCGCUCAUGCGAGCGAUGCGAGAUGGGAAGAAUUUAUAAAAGAAUUGGAGAGGCUUAAUGUUCGGAAGGCUGUUGUGCGUCUGAUGUCUUUACACACCGUCGAAGACUUAACGUCAUGUAUAUUGGACUUCCAAGCCAAUAUCGUCCGAGUUACUUACCGCAAGAAAACGACACCCGUUGAUCCUGAUGAUGAUGAAGUCUCCGCAGAAGACCUGGACAUUAUUUGGACCAGCAGUAAACUUGAAGAAGAAGUGGAUCAAUAUGGUCAAAUUUUGAAGUGGAGAAAGCUUGGAUUUGAAACAGAAGACAUAUCACAAGAAUUCAGUGAAGUCGGUCAACUGGGACUGUACUGCUUGAGAAAAUUCGUAGAAAGUGAUCCAGAUUUCUCAAAGAUUGUCCUUGAACAGCUGAGUCGACCUGAGAGUCGGAGAUGUCCGAUUGGGAAGGCUUCAAAUGAAGUUGUUGAGUUACUUUCUGAACAUUGGGCGAUAUUUGCCCCUGGUUAUUCUACAUCGACAACAUUCCAACCAUUCUUCCUGGACUUUCCAAAGGUUCAUGCAUUGGCCACUCAUUUCUUUAUUCGUAUGUGGAGUGAAAGUGGCGCUGCAGCAGACGAUUUUACACGUGUGGCAGCAUUGGUUCGCAGCCAGGUCAAAGUAGCUCUUCGAAGAGAGAAUGUGCGCCCUUGGCAUGAAGUCGAACACGAUUUCAUGGAGUGUGAAUAUCGAGCGGUCAGAGACCGUCAGAUGAAGGAAUUAGAACUUGAAGAUGACCUUUUGAGCAAGAUACCGGUUCGAAAUCUGCGCGCCAAACUCUACAAGGAAUCCUUUGAAUUUGUUAGGCAACAGAGAAUACAAUGCUUACUGCAAGGCGCGUGGUUUAUCAAUGCUCUCCCUGCAUCAUCACCGCGCGAAGGAGUUCGAAGACCUGGACGACCAUGGCGCUUCAUGAGAUUGGACAGUGGUCUCAAAUAUUUGCAUUACGUCGACAGUGCGGUCAAGUUUCCAGUCCGAAAUGGUCUCGAAGAUUUACCGGAGAGGAUCGACAUGUCCAUGAUCAGUGAAAUCGCCACAGGGACGUGUGCUCCACCUCCCAAUGUCUUGCGGGAUCAAAAUGAUCUACCUCCCACUUCUGCUCUUGUUCCAUCUCCUCUAUCCUUUUCGUUACUAAGUGCGCACGAGGGUUCUUUAGCAGAUCAAAUAGCUCCAGAUCAGUCACGUUGGGCAGAUUGGACCGAUGGUUUGAACAUGUUGAGGAGAGACGGGGGCCAUGUAUCGUCCAAAGAGACGGCAGGAUUUGUUCAAGCUCUGACGGAGAUCGGACUGAAAAUCAAACUUCUUGAUCUAUCAGGAGAGAUGGUGGAAAUUCCGAGCGGUCUUGUGGCUGGUCCACCGCCAAUGAAUAACGAUUUCUUCUUUUCCGAGCUGAUGUAA